AUGAGCAAUUCCGAGAAACGCAGCCCGCUCCCCAAGGGCCACAGCAUGCGUCCGGACACAAGCAGCGCUCCCGCAAAGCAGCAGCAGCAGCAGCAGCCCGCAUCGCACCUGUUUUUCACCGAAUGGACCUUCACCACAGCCGACGCGCUAGUCCUUCUCCUGACCACCGCGCUGGCCGUGAUCGUCCGCUGCCACAGCCUGGCGACACCAGGCCAGGUGGUCUUCGAUGAAGUGCAUUUCGGCAAGUUUGCCGGAAAGUACAUCAACGGCACGUACUUUUACGACCUGCACCCGCCGCUGGCCAAGAUGAUGUUUGCAGCAGCCGGCAAGCUGGCCGGGUACGACGGUAUGUUUGACUUCAAGUCGAUCGGGCUGGACUACGAGGCUGCCGGGGUUCCGUACGUCGGCAUGCGGCUGAUGCCGGCCUUGCUGGGAGUGGUCACAGUGCCUGCUGCAUACGUGACGGCGCGUGCCUGCGGGUAUCUCUGGGACACCGGUCUGCUGGCCGCCCUGCUGGUGUGCUUCGAGAACGGGCUGGUGACGCAGUCGCGGCUGAUCCUGCUGGACUCGCCGCUGGUGUUCUUCACGGCCCUGUCGCUGACCUCCUGGUCGAUGUUCUGGACCAAGCAGGGCCGGCCGUUUUCCCUGGGCUGGUGGGCCUGGCUGCUCACCACCGGCUGCAUGAUGGGCUGUGCUGCCAGCUGCAAGUGGGUCGGCCUGUUCCUGUUCCCGGCCAUCGGGCUCUCGACCAUCUGCGACCUGUGGGAGAAAAUCGCCGACCAGAGGAUCUCGCCCACGCGGUGGUUCGCGCACUUCUUUGCGCGCGCCGUCGGUCUGCUGGCCGUUCCGCUGGCCGUCUAUCUGUUCUGGUUCCAGGUCCACUUCCUGGUUCUCUCAAAGACCGGUGAUGCCGCGCCCAUGAUGACCCCCGAGUUCCAGGCCACGCUCAAGGGCGGGCUCGAUGUGUCCACCGACCGCGACGUGUACUAUGGCUCGGAGAUCCGCAUCCGCCACAGCAACUCGCGCUCCGGCUACCUGCACUCGCACCACCACCCGUGGAAGCACGAGAAGGGCAGCGGCCAGCAGCAGAUCACAAUCUACGGCUACGCGGACCCGAACAACGUCUGGGUUGUGUACCCGGCCGUCAACAGGACGGUUGACGAGACCGACGGUCCCAGGAAGGUCCAGAGCGGCGAUGUCAUUCGUCUGCGCCACAAGGGCACUGGCAAGUUCCUGCACUCGCACGACAAGAAGCCGGCGCUGACAAACGACGACAACAAGUUCGAGGUCAGCGGCUACGGCUUCCCGGGCUUUGCCGGCGACGCCAACGACAACUUCCGCAUCGACAUCCUGAAUGGCGACUCCAAGUCGCCGGGCUCCGACAAGAGCGUGCAGGCAAUCUACUCGCGGUUCCGCAUUGUCCACACGCGCCUCAACUGCGUCCUGUAUAACUCGCGGCAGAAGCUGCCCGAGUGGGCGUUCAGCCAGAUCGAGGUCAACUGCAUGCGGAACUCCCUGCCGCGCAUGUCGACGUGGCAUGUCGAGUAUGCCCACCACCCGAACAUCACAGCCGACGUGCCCAAGGCCACGUACCGCCCGCUCACGAUGCUGCAGAAGAUCUGGGAGUACAACAAGCACAUGGCCGAGAGCAACGAGAGCCUGACUGGCGACCACCCGUUCGCCGCCCGCCCGCAGCACUGGCCAUGGCUGAGGCGCGGAACCGCGUACUGGGGCGGCCGCGGCAAGUUCAUCUACCAGCUCGGGAACCCGAUCAUCUGGUGGAGCUCGCUGGCCGCAUGUCUGCUGUUCCUGGCCAUCCGCCCCGUGCUUUUCCUGCUGGACAAGCGCCACAUCCACCCGACCCUGGGCGGCCAGCGCAGCAAGUACCUGUCGGGCGCCGGCUUCUUCACUGUUGCCUGGCUCUGCCACUACGUGCCGUUCUAUCUGAUGGGCCGCGAGCUGUUCAUCCACCAUUACUUCCCGGCCCUGUGGAUGGCCAUCAUGGUGCUUGCCUUCACGGUUGAUUUGGUGUCCGCGCGCAUGCCCAAGCUCAUCCGCUGGUCCAUGUACAUUGCUGUGCUGGCUGCCGUGCUCUAUGCCUUCCAGGUGUUCAGCUUCAUCACCUAUGCGCGCACCUGGGACAAGGAGACCUGCGUGAAGAGCAAGUGGCUGAAGACGUGGGACUUUGACUGCGAGCACGCCAUUGGCGGUGUCCGCGCUACCGACCCGCCACCCAAGGUCGAGACCACCGCCGACGACGAGACGAAGCAGCAGCAGCAGGAGGAGGACGCUGUUGGUGAUGGCGAGAUUAUCCCGCCCGUUGUCGAGGAGAAGUCGCAGGACAACACCGAGGAGAAGCCGCAGGAGAAGGCUGAGGCAAAGGGUAGCGGUGACGCUGUCGCUGAUACCGUUGCUGGCGGGCAGAUCGGUGAGCCUCAGUUCCAUGUCGAGCCCAAGUUCGAGUCAGUGCACGAGGAUGAGGCAACCGAGCUCGAGUCGAUUGCCAACAACGUCGAAGCCGGAGAGAAGCACGACGAGCUCUAG
This is a messenger RNA of Linderina pennispora, 2544 nucleotides long. Its product is annotated as PMT-domain-containing protein. The coding region runs from base 1 to 2544 and encodes 847 amino acids. The transcript has 3 exons. The record is from RefSeq and is a predicted model, not a curated record. Gene Ontology annotation, biological process: protein O-linked glycosylation via mannose. Gene Ontology annotation, molecular function: dolichyl-phosphate-mannose-protein mannosyltransferase activity. NCBI's taxonomy places the organism in Eukaryota, Fungi, Kickxellomycota, Kickxellomycetes, Kickxellales, Kickxellaceae. Gene Ontology annotation, cellular component: membrane; endoplasmic reticulum.